Molecule: messenger RNA, 2007 nt
Organism: Protopolystoma xenopodis
Lineage: Eukaryota; Metazoa; Platyhelminthes; Monogenea; Polystomatidea; Polystomatidae
Source: the annotation of a GenBank genome assembly
CUACUCAACUAUCACGGCUUUUAUGAUCCAGUCAGUUUGGAGUUCAUCGGUGUCGAGGGCAUCCAGUUGGUGUGUACUCUGACGCCGGGCACCGGUGCUUCCGGUUCCCCAGGGCGGCAUCCUCUCUGCGCUCGGUUCACUUCGUCUUUGCGACUGGCCGUUCUGGGCUAUCCGGACACGGAUCAGUUGGUCAGCAUCUACGCCUGUCUGCUGACCGGCGUUUUAACCGCCUCCUCGGUCACCCAAGAGUCGCCAGUCGAUCAACGGCUCCGCAAUCUGCCCAAGACGGACGUUCUUGUCCAUCAGAUGGCCACCAUCAUGGUACAUGUCUGGGCUGAGCUAAACCAGUCCGUCGGCCGAGCCGACGAUCCGGCCGGAAUUGGACCGGUGAGUCUGCGCAGCCUGACAGCCUGGGUGUCUGGCCUUCUGCGCUAUCCAAAAGACAAGACGGACGCUGUCUGGUCGGCUUUUGGCUACGAGGCGCGUCGGCUACUUCGCGACCCGUUGCCAGGGCCUGAAGCAAAGCAACGCUUUGACGCCUGUCUUACACGGUUGCUGGGCAACUUCUCGAUUGCCGCAAUGUCCGCCUCGUCGGGAGCACCGGUUCAGGGGAGCGAGACUGCGCUCCGACUCGCAGUUGGCGAGCCAUGGCAGACGGACGCCAGUCUCGUGAAGGUUGAAGAUGAGGAAGAGGAAGAGGGAGUGGAAGCGAAAGAGGAGGAGGGUCAAAAUGAACUGGCAGGGAUUGAAGAGAUGAGCAGGAGGGAGGGAGAAGCGGGCGACUUCUGGUUUCUGACUCGGGGUUUGCGGGAGGCGUCGGCCAGCGCUGCCAGCAGUCCGAUGCCUCUGCGAGGCCGCCAGUUGGCUCCAAUGGCCAGUCGGCGGUUUCGUCAGCUCGUCCAACGUGGUCUGGCUCAUCUGGCGCGUGAGUCGACUCCCCGAGCCGGUGGCAUCGUCGUGCAUGUCGAUUUGCUCGAUCUGGUCGCCUGCAUCGACAGGGCGUUGUCACGACCGGCCGGAUGUCUGUUGUUGAUUGGCCGAGCCGGAUUCGGACGACGCAUCUGCCUUCGACUGAUGGCUCAUUUGCAUCAGAUUGAGCUGGUCCGACUGCGAGUCGGCCGACAGUAUGGCCAGCGUCACUUUUUGACAGACCUUCGGGCGGCUUGUCAACCGGCCGGCUUGGAGUGUCGUGAGACGUUGCUAGUGCUGGAGGAGCAUCAACUGAAUGACGCCAGUAUUCUGGGCCUGUUGAACAGUCUUUUGGUGAGCGGUGAGGCGCCCGGACUGUUCACACCGGACGAAGUGGAGGUGAUGGCGGCCACCAGCAACGCCUCUGGCGUCAGUCUGAAGGAGGCGGCAGCAGAAGCCGGCUUUCGUGGCUCCUCGAUGAGCUUCUUCGCGAGUCGAGUGCGAGCUCAUCUGCAUGUGGCGCUGUUAUUGGAUGUGGACAAUCGGGCCCAGUUGGUCGCCUGUCUGCAGGCCAAUCCGGCCUUGACCAAGUGUUGCGAGGUUGUCUGGUUGGCAGAGUGGAGCAGGAACGUCAUGCUCCAGUUGCCACGCGACCUGGCCAGUCGGCAGCGCCGUGCCUCCGUCUCAUUGAGCCGCCGGACGCCUCGAGAUAAGUCAGGUCGACCAGGCAAAGGGAGACGAACAAGUGAAGAGGUCGGCCGAUGCGGCAUUUCUACAGACCUGCUGGCACAAGCCUGCCUGGCGGUGCACACCAGCUCAAUUACGGCUUCACCACACACACUCGGCGUGACCAGCGCCAGUCCGCGGCGUUAUGUGGCUCUGAUCGAGACGCAACUUCGUCUUGAGUCCAAACACCGAGAACAACUCUUGGGACAAGCCAACCGACUGAGAGCCGGUCUGGUCCGCAUUGACGAGACACGACAGCGUGUCGACCAGCUCAAGCGAGAGGCCUCGGAACAGGGCGUCCAACUGGCGGAGAAACAGUCGGCUGCCGACCGCGCCCUCGAGGAUAUCAGUUUGGCCAUGAGGGUGCAAUAG